Aplosporella prunicola CBS 121167 is the source of this 2248-nucleotide messenger RNA. RefSeq lists its product as uncharacterized. The record is from RefSeq and is a predicted model, not a curated record. NCBI's taxonomy places the organism in Eukaryota, Fungi, Ascomycota, Dothideomycetes, Botryosphaeriales, Aplosporellaceae. Gene Ontology annotation, biological process: cellular hyperosmotic response; protein phosphorylation; MAPK cascade. Gene Ontology annotation, molecular function: ATP binding; MAP kinase kinase activity. The transcript has 2 exons. The coding region runs from base 1 to 2091 and encodes 696 amino acids.
AUGGCUGCCACGUCCCCCGACGAGGACCUGUCCGACAUUUCCUCACCUCUCGAGUCGCCCACGACCCCCGACAUUCCUUCGCCGUCGUCGCCGCUGGCCCACGCGUCGCUCGAACCUUCGCGCAAUUCGCCGCCGCUGGGUCGCACCGUUUCCGCCGCUCCCACGACGUCGGGCAUGACUGCGUCUUCAACCCCGUUGGGCGCUCUCAAUGCUGCCCGCCGUCCCCCGCCCAAAGCUCCCUCUAUGUCAAGCAGAGGUGGUGGUCUGAACAUGCCUGCCGACAUCAUGGCUCGCAUGAAGGCUGUCACUCUCUCAAGGCAGGGUGCUCCGCCCCCGAACCCCAUGCAGCAAGGGCCCACCGCGCCCGCGGCUGCAAGCCCGGUGCCUGGCCAGUCGCCCGUCGGCGGCAUCGCCGGAAAGCAAUGGCUUUCUCCGCCAGGCGGCAAGCCGGUCCUGCCACACUUCCCCUCUGCACCUGCAGUGCCGGGCAGGAAAAUGGGCGGUCCCUCGCUGGCAGAGAAGCGUGGGUUGAACCUUGGCGGUUUGACUGGUUCGCCGGUAAAUGGCUCGCCGGCACCCGGCGCUGCGGCCGGUAAGAAGAAGAAGCCUGGCCUGAAGCUAUCCGACAUCACCGGCCCUGCGCCCGGAGAGGGCGACGCUGCAUCGAGCGGAGCCCCAGCCCCCACCGGCGGCUCGAUGAUGGACAAAUACGCCGAGUUUCUGGACAAGGAGACGGGUGCGCUCCGCUUCAAGGGGAAGGCGGUGCUCACCAACAAAGGUGUUGAGUUCGAGAGCGGCUCGAGUUUUAAAAUAUCUUUGGACGAGGUCGAUACGCUGGACGAGCUGGGCAAGGGAAACUAUGGCACCGUCUACAAGGUGAGGCAUAGCCGGCCGACGAUGAGGAGGCCCGGUCUGGGCCUGGCAGGCAACAAGGUCCAGUCCUCACCUGCCGUGCCUCAUUCGCCUGCUACGGCCCGCAGCGAUGCCGACUCGAGCCCGGUCGCCGCGAAAUCUGGCACCGGCAUCAUUAUGGCCAUGAAAGAGAUGCGGUUAGAACUUGACGAUGCCAAGUUCGCGACCAUCAUCAUGGAACUUGACAUCCUGCAUCGUUGCAUUUCUCCUUACAUCAUCGACUUUUACGGCGCGUUUUUCCAGGAAGGUGCGGUGUACAUUUGCAUGGAAUUCAUGGACGGCGGUUCCAUCGACAAGAUAUACGGCGACGGUAUUCCUGAAAACAUCUUACGGAAAAUCACUCUUGCGACGACCAUGGGCCUUAAAUCUUUAAAGGACGGACAUAACAUCAUUCAUCGCGACGUCAAGCCCACAAACAUCCUUGUGAAUACACGUGGACAGGUCAAGAUUUGCGAUUUCGGCGUCAGCGGAAAUCUGGUGGCUUCGAUUGCUAAGACGAACAUUGGCUGUCAGAGCUACAUGGCUCCCGAGCGGAUAUCAAGUGGUGGCAUUGCACAGGCUGGCGCCAACCCCGGCGGCGGGACUUACAGUGUCCAGAGCGACAUUUGGAGUUUGGGUUUGACCAUCAUCGAAUGCGCGAUGGGCCGCUACCCUUACCCCCCGGAGACCUACAACAACAUCUUCAGCCAACUGAGCGCCAUUGUCGAUGGCGAUCCACCCGAUCUCCCGACGGAAGGCUACUCGGAGUUGGCGCGCAACUUUGUCAGCGGUUGUCUCAACAAAAUCCCAAACCUACGCCCAACCUACGCCAUGCUUCUAGAGCACGCUUGGUUGUCGCCAUUGCUCAAGCCACCCACCAUCACCGAAGAGGACGAGGAAAGCGACGACGCAUCUGCAUCCGCGUUCAGCGCCCCCCACAUGGACUACACGGGCGCCGAGGCGCCCUCCGACCCAGAAGUCGCUCAGUGGGUCAUAGACGCGAUCGAGAGACGGAAGAACGGCACGCUGGGUCUGAGCAAGAAGCCAGCGUUGCACGCGGCACCUUUGGAUGCGGUCGGAAGCCCUUCUUCGACGGCGCAAGACAAGGGCGAGCUCAGUCCCCCGCCUGCCGCGGACGCGGACGCGGACGGGGAUGCCAACGCCAACGCCGACGCUGACGCCGACGCUGAGGCGGAAUAAGCGCACGACAACGGGAUUAGGCCUGCGAUUUACCAUGUGCAGCCCACGAAGUAGAAUUGACACGAGAUAUGGUUCGACGCUUUAACUUUCAAGUCACGCUCGCUAGACCUUUAUAGGGGCAGAAACACGAAAGGAAUCGGUCAUCGGAAAUGGGUUU